CGAAUCGUAUGUUUAGUUUAUUAUUAAUAUUACGGCAGAUUUUUCGCAUUUUCCACACUAGAAGGGAAAUCGUAAAAUGUAAAAAACGCCCUCACCAAGAUUUAUUUAAUAGUUAGUGUACAACACGUGUUUCCGCCGAAAUGUGCACCCUCAACAAAAGCAAAGCUCUUAUGGCUUUUAGUAACUUUCUACUCUUGGUAUGUGGUGGUAUACUAGCAACUGGAGGAAUUUUGAUAAUAUUCGACACCGAAAGAGUGCUACUUUCCAAAGUGCUUUCUACCGAUACGCUUGGCGCCGGUAAUUUACCUCAUCCAGUGCUCUAUUAUGUAGCACUCGGCAUUGUUAUGUUGGGUUUCAGUUUGGCCGGUGUGGGCGUUUUGGGCUGUUGGGCUUCUUGCUUACACAGUUACUGCUUUCUAAUAAUUUACAUCCUAAUCAUAAUGGGACUUCUUGUCGGAGAAUGUGCCGUAUAUACAGUUCUAUGGAUUUGGCCAAGUUGUCUAGGAAUGGAACUACGAGUCAAUGAGUUAAUAAGAUCGCUGAAAAAAAAUUAUGGAACCGCGGGAAACGAACAGUUUACUGUCGCUGUAGAUCUCAUUCAAAAAACGUAUCGCUGUUGCGGAAUCCUUUCCUCUGACGAAUAUGAGACUUCAUUAUGGCACUUGCAAGAUUUAGGACCAAAACCAAAGCUGUCAGUACCAUUAUCUUGUUGUGUUCUAAGAAACUUUGUUGAGCCCCAAUCGUACCUUGACCCACAUCCCCGUAACACUUCUCUUUGUCAAGCUUUAGAGAUCAAUAACCAUGAACAGUACAGACAUAAUCGGGGUUGUUUCAGCUACAUCGAGGAAUGGUACACGCAACACCUUUUCGUGUUUCUCCUAACAGGUUUAGCAAUCGUUCUAAUGGAAUUUUUAGUGCUCCUAAGUACAAUUCUAGCAUUUACGAGACUGUGCCAGAGCCGCAACACAAAAAGGGCAUUCGAAGAAGUUGUUGAACCUGAACAACCACAACCGAGAAUUACCGAGAACAUAUACCACACAAGCAUACCAAAUUUGAACAGAACUUUUAGGCAACAUUACAAAACAUGACAAUGGCCAAAGAGGCAAGGCAAUAAUGUUUAUAAUGUCAGUAAAGUGGAAGCUGAAUCCAUG
This is a messenger RNA of Agrilus planipennis (emerald ash borer), 1151 nucleotides long. RefSeq names its product tetraspanin-11. The coding region runs from base 141 to 1088 and encodes 315 amino acids. The transcript is spliced from 5 exons. The record is from RefSeq and is a predicted model, not a curated record. NCBI's taxonomy places the organism in Eukaryota, Metazoa, Arthropoda, Insecta, Coleoptera, Buprestidae. Gene Ontology annotation, cellular component: membrane.